Ananas comosus (pineapple) is the source of this 1152-nucleotide messenger RNA. Its product is annotated as zinc finger AN1 domain-containing stress-associated protein 15-like. Gene Ontology annotation, biological process: protein ubiquitination. NCBI's taxonomy places the organism in Eukaryota, Viridiplantae, Streptophyta, Magnoliopsida, Poales, Bromeliaceae. The record is from RefSeq and is a predicted model, not a curated record. The transcript is spliced from 3 exons. Gene Ontology annotation, molecular function: zinc ion binding; ubiquitin-protein transferase activity. Bases 318 to 740 code for a protein of 140 amino acids.
GGGUUGAUAAUAUCUCUCUCUCUCUCUCUCUCUUCUCUCUCUCUCUUCUUUGUUUCUCCCACCAUCUCCAAAGCUUCAACCUUUCCCCUUCUCCCUCCCCAAUUUCUCACGAUUCCUCCCGUCGAUCGAUCAAAUCCAUCUUCUUCAACAAUCUCCAAUUUAUCCAUGUCCCAUUCUCCAUCGAUUCCUCCCAAAAAAUCGGUGAAACCCUAGCUCUCGGAGUCCAAUUCAAAGGAUUUCACCUUAUUUGGCGUGUUCGAUUUGGUAACCAUCGCCAAAUCCAUCGACUCCACUUCCGAAUCCGAACAGGCGCUCUAAUGGCACGGGAAAGUUGUAAUUUCGACAAAGAUGAGGCCGAGAUUCUCAAACCCUCUUCUUCUUCCCCUCCCCCAUCAACAUCACCACCACCACCACCACCAUCACCACCUUUAUUGUCUCUAAGGCAGAAGCGCAAGGCGCCGGAGAUCGAUUUGAAUGAGGAUUUUGCGUCCUCCGAUUGCGCACAUCGGCCAGACGAUGAGGGGGAAUCUCGGCUGUCGGUUGGGUUUAGUAACCGGUGCUCCGCUUGCCGGAAGAAGGUGGGGCUCACCAGUUUCCGGUGCCGGUGCGGAGGCCUCUUCUGCGGCCGCCACCGCCACUCCGAAGCCCACAGGUGCUCUUUUGACUACAAGGCCGCGGGGAGGGAGGAGAUCGCCAGGGCCAACCCUUUGAUCAGAGCUGCUAAGAUCAUUAAGAUUUGAGGUCGCACAAUUAUUAUGGAAGAGAUUUCUGCGAGAGAUUCUGCUUCUUCCGAUCGGUUUAACUAAGACGAUUUCCAAGAUCGGAGUCUUGUGGACGGUCUAUUUUCGGGCUUUACCCUAGAGAGAACAUUCGCGAGGGCUAAUUCGGAAUUUCAGAGUCUCAGAAAUAAGAGCUUGGAUUGGCUGCAGAAUCUCAGUAAAUUUCACUGCCGCCUCGAAGGAUUCCGAUUGUGGGUUUCGCUGCAUCUGCUACUUCUGAUGAAUUGAGACAAUGAAAUUACUUUUAACUUUCAUUAAUUGAUAGACAAAAUUUGCUAUUUAUUGUCUGGUGAAUCAGCAGUUUAUGGUCAUGUUUGUAUUCCUGUUUAAAUUUGUUUUGCAAUAUGUAUGUUCUCUGGGAUGUGAACUACUA